AUGGAUGACAUGAAACCCCUGGGGGAGGCCAUUAUGGUCCAAGGCCUGUACAUGAACGUCGGCGAUGAGGAGGGCCCCGCAGCGGCGACGAACAAUGUCAUGGUGGAGGGCGCCUACAUGACUGUUGCACAAGGGAAUGCCGUUUCUGUAGAGGGCGCGUAUUUGACGGUGUUGAACAAAUCCGAGCCCAUCAAUAGCGAGGAGGGCUACCUCACCGUGUCUCAGGGGGCUGGCUCGAAGAACAAGGGCGGCCAAGUCAACAUGAACUACAAUGCUACCGUUGCUCGUCAGGAUGACGAUCCUGUUGUUUCGGAAUCCAUGUACGACCCCAGGACCAUGCAGGGUCUGGGCCCUGAGGAUGAAGAUGACGUGGAAGACCCAGCCAGCAUUCAAACAGAAUCCAUGUACGAUCCGAGGACCAUGGCCGGGAUUGAGGAAAGCUCGCCCAUGCCACCAUCAAGACCGUCGUUGACGCCUCAAACUGCCCCAGCUCCCACCGCGCCUGAGACGGCUACAUAUAUGCACGGUAUGCAAAGUCGAUCCGAGGCCGAGGCACGCCUGGCCAACAAUCCGCCUGGGACAUUUUUAGUGCGUGAAACCAAGGCCGUGGACGGGUUCGUGGUCUCUGUGGCAACGAGUCCCCGGACCUUUGCACAUGUCAAAGUCACCCGCCGCGCCGGCAGUCUUGCCACGACGGACCGUGUGUUUGACGACUUGCCAGAGCUCAUUGCAUUCUACAAGCAGCACUCCAUUCACUCUGGCAUCCCCUUGACAUUUGCCUGUGCACGUUGA
Molecule: messenger RNA, 792 nt
Organism: Monosiga brevicollis MX1
Lineage: Eukaryota; Choanoflagellata; Craspedida; Salpingoecidae
Exons: 9
Coding region: 1-792 (263 amino acids)
Source: RefSeq, a predicted model, not a curated record